Messenger RNA from Hyphopichia burtonii NRRL Y-1933, 813 nucleotides. RefSeq names its product ribonuclease H family protein. The record is from RefSeq and is a predicted model, not a curated record. Gene Ontology annotation, molecular function: nucleic acid binding; RNA-DNA hybrid ribonuclease activity; magnesium ion binding. The transcript is spliced from 2 exons. NCBI's taxonomy places the organism in Eukaryota, Fungi, Ascomycota, Pichiomycetes, Serinales, Debaryomycetaceae. Gene Ontology annotation, biological process: DNA replication, removal of RNA primer. The coding region runs from base 1 to 813 and encodes 270 amino acids.
AUGCCAUAUUAUUCUGUUGCCAAAGGUAGAAACGCCGGGGUGUACCACUCGUGGGACGAAUGUAAGCAAAAUGUUAAUGGAUAUUCAGGGGCAGUUUUCAAGAAGUUCUCUAGUGAAGGAGAAGCGCGUUCGUUUAUGAAUAAUAACGGUGGAUCUUCAGGAUCUGGUUAUUCUUCAGGAUCUGGUUAUUCUUCAGGAUCCGGUGGUUAUAAUUCUUCGAGAUCCGGAUAUGGUGGAGGGUCAUAUUCAGGAUCCGGUGGAUAUGGUUCCUUAGGAUAUGGUUCCUCAGGAUAUGGUGGUUCGUCCAAAUCAAAGUCUACUCGUAUUUAUACUGACGGUGCCUCUAGAGGUAACGGUAGAACCAACACACCAGAAGCAGGAUAUGGGGUUUAUUUCGGACCAAAUGACCCCCGUAACGUGGGAAAAGCAAUGUCUGAAGUUGACGAUGUUAAAGCAAAUGUUCCUACUAACCAAAGAGCUGAACUAACUGCAAUUAGACACGCGUUACAACACAUUGAUUCCCAACCCGAUUCACAACCUUAUACUAUCGUAACUGACUCACAAUAUUCUCAAAAAGCACUCACUGAAUGGUCAAACAACUGGCAAAAGAAUAAUUGGCGUACCAGUAAUGGUGCACCAGUUGCCAAUCAAGACUUGAUAAAAGAGAAUUUAAGCUUGAUGAAUAAAAUUAAUAGUCGUAAUGGCCAAAACUCUGUUCAAUUCGAACACGUUAGAGGCCAUAAUGGUGACCCAGGUAAUGAAGGAGCCGAUGCUUUAGCCAAUUCGGGUGCUGAUAAACUGCGUUUCUAUUAG